GCGCUGAAGUAGUGAAGGAAUAAACACAAAUGACUAAAUAAGAAAUAAAACCUCAAUAUACAAAUCAACUGUUCUUACAAUACAAACAGUGUAAACAAAUACAUACUGAAUGUAUGUACGUGGACUUGAGGAGUAUAUACAGUUAAAGAUGUCUCUAUCUACGUAUACUGUAUAUACAGUGUGUAGGAUAUGAACAGUGACAUUAUAUGUUGAUUGAUGAUGAUUGUAAUCAAUUACAGCAGCCGUAAAUAUUCUGUUGUAAGAGUUCAUCAGAGUGACAGCCUCGUAUGUAGGUUGUAUGUUGUUGUAUGUAAACAGAGCCUAUCUAUGUUCUGGAGGCACACUUUGGAAACCGCCGUUCCCUUUUGCCACCGACAGAGGGCGCUCGUUCCCUCCCAAAUUCGCCUGAGGUCUUGGUACAAAAACGGGCGGCCCGACGCAUGUUAAUGACGUCACCACAACGCGCCACAACAAAAACAACAACAUAACUCAGCUGUUCGGCAGCUAACUAGCCGGCCUAUUUACUGAACACUUCUUUUUUCUAGCUUUUUUAACUUCUGGAUUUGUAUAAGUUGCUUUACAGUUCCUCAUACCUUUGGAUACGAAUGCAAACACAACGCUGUGUGUUCAGGUUCAAUGUUAAACUCCUUUGUCUCCUGGCUGCUAACAUUAGCUUCUAGCAGGUUAGCUCUCUAAACUGAGGAGGGAGGGAGCUCGACCAAAAGACUUCCCCAGGCCAGAGGUAUUUAUGGCAAAGCCUGACCUUAAGACCACCCGGUGGAGAUUCUGACCUCCACCAAUCACCACAAAUAUCAUUUCAUCAUCUGCCAUCAUGUCGCCGCGGAAGAAAACCCUGGUCCCCGUGAGGAGCCGUCGGAAAGCAGCGGACGACCACUUCCCUUUCAACUUUCUGCCGGUGGAGUGCCAGCUGCACGUGCUGUUCUUCCUGAACGAGGUGGACAAGUGCAGCAGCGCCCUGGUUUGCUCGAGCUGGAGCCGCCUCAUCCGCUCGUGGAAGCUGUGGCGAGUGGCGGACUACUCCCGCCGCGGCGUCUUCCACCUGGGCCAGGAGGGGCUGCUGGUUUCCAACCGUGAGUUUGAGAGGUGGAAGGCCUGGGUCCACCAUUACACCCACCACCUCAUCUCACGGCGGGCCAGCCUGCUCACACUGAAGGCCAGCUUUGAUCUGGGGGACCGCUACAACAAGUGGUGCGAGCUGCUGAGUCGCCUGCUGGAGAACGUCCACUGCAGAGACCUCAGCCAUCUGGACCUUAACUGGACGUUUACUCUGCUGGAGCCGCUGGACCUCAGGGUCCACUCCAGCUCCAGUUCGCACCAGGACAGCAUUACGAAGAUGGACCAGGUGACCAGUUUCCAGGAGCUGCUGACCCAACUGGCCCACAGCUGCCCGCGCGUCUCCAAGAUGCGGUUGCACUUCGACUGGUCGGACGAGUCCGUGUCGCUGCUCACCCAGUUCCAGCAGCUCCGGGUCCUCGAGCUCAAAUACUUCUGGGUCUUUAAAGGGGUGACCCCCACGACGCUGCAGGCCCUCACCAAAUCCCUGCCCAACCUGAAGUCUCUGACUUUACAAAUCCUGGUGCCGCUCAGGAACCUGGGCAUCUCGUACACCCUGGAGUCCCAGUCCCUGGAGUUCUUGGACGUGUCGCCCAGCCGAGGCCUGGUCUUCUCCUGCCUGAGGCUCCCCGCUUUGCGCGAGCUCCGCGCCAAGAAGAUCGUUCGCGGCAUCACGCUGGACCGGAGGACCAGGCUGAGGAUCCAGAGCCGGUGGCCCUGCCUGUACCGAGUCCUUCGGGAGGGGACGCCCAAGCUGCAGGCCCUCAACAAUGAGCGGCUGCUUCCCACGUGGAGAGAAGCCGGCUCCGGGGAGCUGUCUGCCAUCCUGGAACAGUCCUGCUACUGCGUCCAGCAUCUGGACAGCUGGCUGUGGUAGACGACUGUGGGACUUGAAAUGUCUUGAAUCAUUCCUUCAUGAGCAAUGUACCCGCAAUGUUUUUUCCCCAUUUCAAUAAUCUGAGCGUGUUCUCAGAGGGACACAAAUGAGUCUGCAAGUGAAAUCAAAGGAGAGCAUGUUUUUUUAAUUUUUUUUAUUCUUAAACAGGAAGCUGCUGUCACACUUUCCCAAGAAAACAUUGAUGCUCAGCGUGUCUGCAGCUGUUUUAUUUUGUGUCGAGCCAGCCUGGAGACAUUCCCACCAUUGCGCUGGAAAAAAGACAACAAUAACGACAAACUACUAAGUGCUGUUUGUUUGUUAACUACUAAGUGUGCAUGGUCCAUGUUUUGUGAGUGAGAUGGCCACCUGGAGUUGUGGAGGUUGCCUUUUAAAUAAUGGAAAAGAAACUAUGUAUGCAGAUUAUUUAUUUUCAUUCCUAUUUUACGAGAGUUGUUCCGAUACCAGAACCAAGAAUUCUUCUGAUACAUUCUAAAAUGCUGCUUUGGUUAUUAUGCACGAUCAGAAAUCACGUUAUUCUAUAAUUUAUGUAUUUAAGCAGCACAGGAACGGAAAAAAACACAUGCCACUUGUGUCUGAUCUGAUAUACUGAUCUGUAUAUCCUGCCUGAUCUCACACACACGCAAACUAUGACUACACACCUCGUCAGCAGGAGGAGAGCUAGCCAACGUUAGCUGUUAGCAUCCGGCGGGCAGCACAGUCCUGCUUGGCUAAAUAACGGAGCUAACAGCUAGCGUUAGCGGAGGCUGCAUUCUGAAUCGUUCAAGCUCCACUCAAUAAAAAUGACUAUUAGUCUAAAAAUGUAAUCUUUGGUGAUAAACCUGAUAUAUUACAUUACAUUUAGCUGAAGCUUUUAUCCAAAGUGACUUACAACACAUUCACACACAGUUUGAAC
This is a messenger RNA of Cyclopterus lumpus (lumpfish), 2864 nucleotides long. RefSeq lists its product as uncharacterized. NCBI's taxonomy places the organism in Eukaryota, Metazoa, Chordata, Actinopteri, Perciformes, Cyclopteridae. Gene Ontology annotation, biological process: protein polyubiquitination; SCF-dependent proteasomal ubiquitin-dependent protein catabolic process. Gene Ontology annotation, molecular function: protein binding. The record is from RefSeq and is a predicted model, not a curated record. The transcript is spliced from 3 exons. The coding region runs from base 833 to 1951 and encodes 372 amino acids. Gene Ontology annotation, cellular component: SCF ubiquitin ligase complex.